AAUGAUUCUGAAAUCAGACAAACUGCCGGGGAUGCUGCGAAGGUCCAACCACAGUCCCUACGUGAGGCGAGUGGCAUGGAUCCGAGACAUACAAAAGCUGCUCCGUGAUCGCAGGAUAGAUCAAGCAACCGACGUGCUCAAACUAUUGAGGAAGGAUCUGGGCUUGGAAGGCACAUCCCUCAAUGACAUCUUAUAUAAGAACGCUGCUUUUCUCAACCUGGUGGACCCCAUCUCCCAUGAGUUGUUGCUCAGCCUGGCUCGUGAGAUGCAGUGUCCCAAGAAGAAGGAUGCUGACACCAUCAAGUCGUCAGAUAAGAUUUGCAGACAGCUGAUCUACCACCUGACCCCUCACUCCAAGUGGCUCAGACAGAGCAUGUCCAGACGGAAGUCCCAGGCCUGGUGAGCCCCUCCGUCUUGCCAUAAGUCUUUUACACAUUGAGCCACUGCUCCAUGAACCCUGACUCCCCAAACUGCCCAAAUUUUAACACCUCCAUUUGAAAUGGUGCCAGUGCCACACCCAGACAUCUGACCACCACCCUAGACAUCAUCUAAGUGGGUUUUGAGUGGGUUUGGCUGACAUUCACUAGGGCUGGGACACAGCGGCCUCUGGAAUGGCAGGGCAGGACCAUAGAUGCAACUAGAAGUGUCAGUCAUUCCUCCGUGUGGUGCUGCUGUCACCACAGCAAUGAAUUGUGCAAUGGUUUCAGUCCUCUUUGACUCAGAACAGGCUGUCUCCAUACAGACUACAAAAGUGGUCAGUUUGGUUGGGAGGAAAUAGAGGGGUUGUAUAAAAAUAAAAUCCAUUGGCACCUUAGAUGAAAACAGGUUAUUUAUAUCAACCAGUUUUCUUGUCAUCAUACUGCAUUAAUGUGCAAAUAAUUCAUAUGGAAAUAGGUGGCAAAUGAAUUGAC
Messenger RNA from Oncorhynchus tshawytscha (Chinook salmon), 911 nucleotides. RefSeq names its product leucine-rich repeat-containing protein 75B-like. The record is from RefSeq and is a predicted model, not a curated record. Lineage: Eukaryota; Metazoa; Chordata; Actinopteri; Salmoniformes; Salmonidae. Bases 2 to 403 code for a protein of 133 amino acids. The transcript has 3 exons.